AUGGCCUGCUGCACCACUAGCUUCUGUGGAUUUCCCAGCUGCUCCACCGGUGGGACCUGUGGCUCCAGCUGCUGCCAGCCAAGCUGCUGCCAGACCAGCUGCUGCCAGACCAGCUGCUGCCAGACCAGCUGCUGUGGGACCGGCUGCGGGACUGGCUGUGGCAUGGGCUAUAGCACCGGCUGUGGCCAGGAGUGUGGCUGUGGAGGUGUGAGCUGCCGAACCAGGUGGUGCCGCCCUGACUGCCGCGUGGAGGACACCUGCCUGCCCCCCUGCUGUGUGGUGAGCUGCAUCCCCCCAACCUGCUGCCAGCUGCACCAUGCCCAGGCCUCCUGCUGCCGCCCAUCCUACUGUGGACAGUCGUGCUGCCGCCCAGCCUGCUGCUGCUACUGCUGCCAGCCCACCUGCUGUGAGCCCACCUGCUGCCAGUCCACCUGUUGA
Molecule: messenger RNA, 438 nt
Organism: Rhinolophus ferrumequinum (greater horseshoe bat)
Lineage: Eukaryota; Metazoa; Chordata; Mammalia; Chiroptera; Rhinolophidae
Product: keratin-associated protein 9-3-like
Exons: 1
Coding region: 1-438 (145 amino acids)
Cellular component (GO): keratin filament
Source: RefSeq, a predicted model, not a curated record